This is a messenger RNA of Colletotrichum higginsianum IMI 349063, 1284 nucleotides long. Its product is annotated as GPI transamidase subunit PIG-U. The record is from RefSeq and is a predicted model, not a curated record. NCBI's taxonomy places the organism in Eukaryota, Fungi, Ascomycota, Sordariomycetes, Glomerellales, Glomerellaceae. The coding region runs from base 1 to 1284 and encodes 427 amino acids. Gene Ontology annotation, biological process: attachment of GPI anchor to protein; protein localization to cell surface. The transcript has 3 exons. Gene Ontology annotation, cellular component: membrane; GPI-anchor transamidase complex.
AUGACCGGCGGCACAAUCACAAAGGGAGGCAACAAGACGGGCGUCUACGCUGCUGCCGCGGCGCUGCGUCUUCUGCUCUUCGUUGCGUUCCCCGGCCUGCCUGACCUGCUGACCGGCCGCGUCGAGAUCUCGACCCCCGUGACAAGCUUCAAGCGAUUACAAGAAGGCCUCUUCCUCUAUAACCACAAUGUCUCUCCAUACGACGGCGGCGUCUACCACCAAGCGCCUCUCUUCCUCCCGCUCUUCUCACUCCUCCCGGAUUUGAAGUCGCUGCCGGUCUUCGCCUAUUUCCUCUACAUUCUCGUCGACAUUCUGACCGCGGAUGCGCUCUCCAGAAUUGCCGACUCAGGCGAGGCCGGGUCCUCGCGCCUCUUCACCUCCCCGCGCCGCGGCAAGAGGUGGAGUGGCCUCGUCGUCGCAUCGCUCUUCCUCUUCAAUCCCUUUACAAUAGCAACGUGCAUCGGCCGCUCCACCUCUGUAUUCUCGACAUGCGCCAUCCUCCACGCCGUCGCGAAAGCAAUCUCUGGCGCGCCCCUUGGCGCAAUGGUCGCCCUCUCCUUCGCAACGUACUUGUCGAUGUAUCCCCUCCUCCUGCUGCCGCCGCUCGUCCUCCUCGCCUACGACCGCCAGGACCCUUCCCGCCGCAUCGCAUCGACCGCGCGUUUCGCCCUCACGAACGUCGCCGUACUGGCUGCCGUCCUCGCCGCCUUAUUUCUCAUGUCCUUCCUCCUCACGGGCGGCUCCUGGGAGUUCCUCUCCAGCACUUACGGCGCCCAGCUCACGCUCAACGACCUGACGCCCAACGUGGGGCUGUGGUGGUACUUUUUCGUCGAGAUGUUCGACUCGUUCCGCCCCUUCUUCCUCGCCGUCUUCUGGCUCCACCUCUCGAGCUACGUCGGCCCCCUGACCAUCCGCAUCCGUUCGCAGCCAUUGGUCGUCGUUACACUGAUGGUCGGCAUCUUUGCCAUCUUCAAGCCGUACCCGUCCAUUGCCGACACGAGCCUAUUCCUGGCGAUGCUUUCGCUCUUCCGUCACCUCUUCCCCCUCAUGCGCUACACCUUUGUCGGCGCCGCGACAAUCAUGUACGCCUCGUUCCUCGGACCGGCAUUCUAUCACCUGUGGAUCUACGCCGGCAGCGGCAACGCCAACUUCUUUUACGCCAUCACCCUCGUAUGGAGCCUGGGCCAAACCUUGCUCGUGAGCGACCUGACGUUUGCGGUGCUGCGUGACGAAUGGGAAGUCGAGCGGCCCGAGAUGGUUGGAAAGGAGAUCCGGCAGAUCUGA